Puntigrus tetrazona (Sumatra barb) is the source of this 1181-nucleotide messenger RNA. RefSeq names its product myoglobin (gene mb). The record is from RefSeq and is a predicted model, not a curated record. Gene Ontology annotation, biological process: oxygen transport. Gene Ontology annotation, molecular function: oxygen binding; heme binding. NCBI's taxonomy places the organism in Eukaryota, Metazoa, Chordata, Actinopteri, Cypriniformes, Cyprinidae. Bases 150 to 593 code for a protein of 147 amino acids. Gene Ontology annotation, cellular component: extracellular exosome. The transcript has 4 exons.
AGUGUGAUUGACAGGUGAGGGGCAGUGACAUCACGGGGACGCUGUAUAAAAGGUGAAAGUGGGGAAAAGUGAUGAUCUGAGCUCAUUUGGGGAGUUUUCCAAAGCCACAUCCAGUCACACACUCUACAGAGAAGACGCCGAUAUCGACAAUGGCCGAUUUCGACCAGGUUCUGAAAUGCUGGGGGGCCGUGGAGGCCGACUUCGCGGGUCACGGAGGAGAAGUCCUGACCCGUUUGUUUAAGGAGCACCCGGAGACUCAGAAGCUGUUCCCCAAGUUCGUGGGCAUCUCUCAGUCCGAUCUGGCGGGAAACGCGGCGGUGGCGUCCCACGGAGCGACCGUGCUGAAGAAGCUGGGCGAGCUGCUGAAGGCCAGAGGAGACCACGCUGCCAUCCUCAAACCGCUGGCCACCUCUCACGCCAACAUACACAAGAUCACCCUCAACAACUUCAGGCUGAUCACGGAGGUGCUGGUGAAGGUGAUGGCGGAGAAGGCGGGCCUGGACGGGGCUGGACAGAGCGCGCUCCGGAGGGUCAUGGAGGUCGUGAUCGGGGACAUCGACGCUUACUACAAGGAGAUCGGGUUCGCCGGCUAAACCGCACGCCGAGCGUCACGGAACGAAAAAAAACCGCUUGUCUUGUUAAUGCAUUAGUCAGUAGAAGUUACCGUGCAGCUCACAUGAUUUAAAAACUAUCUGCAGAGAACAAAUCACGUCUAAAACCCAAAGCGAACAAGCGACCGUGUUUAUAGGCCUGAGUCAGGGCAGCGCCGCGGGAUUGGACGGUUGACGGCAUGCUGAUUGUUCGGCUCAUCAAGGGUUCAGAAAAGUGUUUAAAAAUCUUUAGAUCCAAGAUGGCGCCUGGCCUGAUUAAGGUAACCGCCUAGGAACGAGCAGAGCCAAUCACAUCAGGUUUAGAACGUCAGCUGAUCUGAUGAUGUCGUGACAGCGGCCGUUAGGGUCUCAGGAGGAGCCUCAGAUUAGGACUAAACCUCAUUUAAAAACGUUCUUUUCAAUUUGGGAGAAAAUGAGUGAAAUUGGUUAAUUCUAACGACGCCAUAGAUGUGUGCUUCUCUACGCUUGCUUCGUCUCACUGUCAUUAACCUGUGCUACAGAAUCAUUUGCCUCACUUUUGUAAAGCAACACUUAUUAAUAAACGUCGCUUUUAUCUGCUGAAAAACUGAA